This is a messenger RNA of Haliotis rubra (blacklip abalone), 2606 nucleotides long. Its product is annotated as putative ankyrin repeat protein RBE_0220. NCBI's taxonomy places the organism in Eukaryota, Metazoa, Mollusca, Gastropoda, Lepetellida, Haliotidae. The record is from RefSeq and is a predicted model, not a curated record. The coding region runs from base 835 to 1494 and encodes 219 amino acids. Gene Ontology annotation, biological process: proteolysis. The transcript is spliced from 6 exons. Gene Ontology annotation, molecular function: protein binding; cysteine-type peptidase activity.
AGUCAACUAAAGGAACUAUGCAGUCGGGUGUUUCUGGGAAACAGCGAUGCCACCCUGGAACUUGAAGGUCAUUCAUCACCAAAGGAACUUGAGGGAAAAGGAAAUUUAAAUACCGUAACGGUUUCAAGUGUUAUAUUGAAUGAUGCCAACCCCAGUAUACAAAGUGUGUCGCGGACAUCUGUCUAUGAAACAGGUAACGAUCAUGACACAAACCAGAAACGCUGCAGGACUAUGGAUAAUAUAGGUGAUGAUGAUGACAUUGAAUAUUUGGUUUCAACAUCAGGCUCCUCGGUUAAGAAACCCCGUUUACUGUCUCGAGCAGGAAGUGACAACACAGUUGUAAGCUAUGACACUACCACUGACUAUGCUUAUCUGUACAGAUUUCUUGAAAGAGUAGAAAGAACCGGGAUGUGAUAAAGGUCGUACAACGAAUCCUGGAAUUAUCUAGGUUCUGGAACAAGGAUGCUACCAACAGAAGCAAUCCUUGCUGGACACUCAUAGAAGAGGUAGAGAAGAAGUGGCCUCAAGAUGCAAUAAAAGCAAGGAACUGGUUAAAAUGUUCUGUGAAUACUGACGGUCUGAGCUUCAACCAAGACCGGUUAGUCUAUAUAAAGCUCAUAGCUGCAGUGCUUGUUGGAGCGUGUCAUACCAGGACUGAAGUACAGGACUUUGUGAAAACACUGGAUGAUCAUCCAUCACACCUACAGCAUGUGCAGGACUGUACCCUGUCACGUGACUGUACAUACACAGUUGGCUGCUACACCAUCAGAGGAGAUGUUCUGUCUGGCCUGGAAACCAACGAGUGGCUGACCGAUGAAGUAAGAAAACUAGAUCAUGGACACCUACCUGCACCUUCUGGAAAGAGAGUGGUGUUCCCGUGUCAGCUUCCACUGCUUGGUGCUGCCUACAGAGACAGUGAUAUUGUGGGAGGCAGGCCGGUACACAGAGAGGAUAAGGGGGAAAGAUGAGAAUUUGGCAAACUACACGUGGAUCUUGAUGCCAGUAAACAUGCCACGUAAUCAACACUGGGUGCUUCUGGUGGCUAAUGUCAAGGAUGGAACAGUGGGGGUAGUCAAUUCUAAACCAGCUUUAGAUGUGGAGGACUCAGUUGUGACACACUGGAGGUGGGUAGACAGACGAGUGGGUGUAGUCAAUUCUAAACCAGCUUUAGAUGUGGAGGGCUCAGUUGUGAGAAACUACAGGUCAUUUGUAAAUCACUGGAAAUCUACAUCCGGGAAAGUGGGCAAACCGUGGAUGAAGAAACAAUACCUAGUGAUAGACCAGGCUGAUGGACACAAUUGUGGGAUAUUCGUCCUCAUGGCUGCUGAUGCCCUUUUGGCGGAGACGUCUCCAGGAAUCAUGAGGAACUACCACGCAGAGAAGUACAGGUUGUAUGUACUACAGAGGAUACUGCAGCAUGCCAAGACGGAUAUGCAAAGAGGAGGAAAUCACACCUUGGGAAGUGGAUGUCACAAACAAUACUCAACAUUCUGAGACUGUGACGGAAGGAAAUCUACUUGAAAGAAGCUAUACAACAGAAACAAAACAGGGUCAAGUCAUUGAAACAGUUGUACAACAUCAUGACACUUUUGACGAAUCCGACGGUGCUAUGGUCACUGAUAAAGAUGCAGAUGAAUACCCAUGUCUCAAUGAACACCUGUCACAGAAGCAGUUAAUGGCAUGUUUGUUAAUUGUUGCUUUGGCGGGGAAUAACCUGAAGAAGAGGUUGCUGUGGGCAGAUUCUGACACAGGAACAAGAGUGGAAAGAGAAACCUACAAGCGAUACAUUGCUUGGGCGCUCAAGGUUUUCGACAUCAAUGGAGACACAUACACUAAGAAGAUGAUACAAAAUGAUUUAAAACAAUUGUCAGGAUGCUGUCUAUGUCAAGAGGCUGGAUCAUACAGAAUAAGAAACCAAAACGUAGCAAUAAGGCUGAGAGACCUACUGCUCAGCGAUCUGAGACAAUCGAUUGCAAAGAUGGACUUGGAGUUUGUAUUUAGUUAUGUGAGUUUAAGAGCUGAAUCCACUGAGGUGGAAGAAAUAGAUAUCCCCUUCAAAAUUGAAUUGAAGCAAGAUGAUGUGCCUGUUGUAGCUCAACGUUUUGCGGCAGCCAUACAGGGCAAAGAGUUUGCUUUUGUGUGCAUGCAUUCUCUCUUUCAGGAACAGACAUUUGUCGAUAUGGUCUUUGAGAAUCUGGUGCAAAAUCUGAACAAGGACUAUUCUACCCUCUUGAAAUUAUUGUCCAGUAAUGACACUGUACAUGGACAGUCCUUUCUGUUUUGGACGAGCAUUACAGACAACUCGAAAUUGUUGCGGAAGGCUUUGUCCACUGUUCAAUUUAGUGUACAUAACAGAAAGCAAGCUUUGUUUGGAAGUUGCUUUGGUAGUAGUUCAGACAACUUCAAUUACUUGCUUUCCGAAUGUAAUUGUAAGUUGAAUAAGUUGUGUAUGACAUUGCGCAAUCUUCCAAGACCUCUUAUCAUCAAACUGAAAUUGGAAGUUGUUGAUGAUCUAGGGGUGAAGUUUGACAAUAUUUCCUUGCUUGACAUUGCCUGUAUGAGUGGAUUGUCUGCAGUGGCUUCCAGACUCUUGCAUGUAACGAAGG